GCGUGCGCGUCGGUUGAGCAGCAUUUUUCGAUUCAUUGGCACAAAGUAAAAUAUUCAUAAGUCCUUCAGAAAUAGCGGAAUUCGGUUUAAGUGUUACAAAUUUCUAUAUUUUAUAUACUGUUCAAAGGAGUCGGUGGGAUAGUUGAAACUUAUUUCAUUUGCUGUCGGUACUAAAAUCUUUUUUUAAACUUUUUCGAAAGUAAAGAAUAUAAUCUUAUUUCUCGAAGAAAUUUCGUUAAAUUAAUGUUUGCAAAUCUAUGUGAAUACCCCAUAUAUCAACACCGUUACUUCAUAUUUUUCUUUUAAAACUUUUUCAAGGAUGGAAACACAAAACAACUUCGCUAGUAAUGGCGAUAUUCAGCGACAGCAACAGCAACAGCAACAACAGCAGCCACAGACAUCAGCGACGACAGCAGACACAUCAACACAUUUUUCACAACGCAUUAAACGUGAAGCGAGCUGGCCUUCGGUGUUAUUUUACAUACACUUGAAUAUUCUUGGACUCUAUGGCAUCUUCGUAAUGUUUACGAGCGCCUCAUUCCUGACAAUUUUAUUCACCCUCACAUUGACUUUCUUGGGUAUUUUGGGUGCGACGGCCGGCGCUCACCGACUAUGGACGCAUCAGACAUACACAGCUAGCACGUCUCUAAGGAUCUUCCUGAUGCUGUGCCAAACUUUGGCUGGCCAGGGAACUAUCUAUGGCUGGGUGCAAGCACAUCGACUGCAUCACCAGAAAUUCCGCCAGGAAGAUGAUAUCUUCUACAGCGCACGCAACUUCAUGGCCGCCCAAGUGCAUGCCCAAAUUAUGAGUUACACCCCAGAACAACAACAACUUCUUAAUGAAGUAGAUAUGUCAGACAUCGAGCAGGACAAAACCGUCAUGUUUCAAAAAAAGUAUUAUUGGGUAUUGUACUUUUUCCUGCACGUUUUACUGCCAGUCAAUGCGCCGCUAGAGUAUUGGGGUGAUUCAAUUGCUGCUUCCAUCUUUGUGACCUUUUCGCUGCGCUACCUAAUCGUUUUAAACGUUUGUUGGCUCAUUAACUCGGCGCAUUUCAUUUGGGGCCUGGACAAAAAUUUUAAACCUUCCGAUUCGAAUAGUGUAUUCUUUAUCACUAAAAGCUAUUGGCCUCAAUAUCAUUACCUGCUGCCCAACGACUAUCAGAGCGGCGAGUUUGGGGACUACGGAACUGAUUUUACCACAGCAAUUAUUCGGGUCUUCGCUGCACUGGACAUGGCAUCGGAUUUGCGUACCAUCAGCUCGGUGGCAGUGCGCAAGGGAUUGACUGCUGCGGUGGAAACAGGUCGACCGAUUGUGGAAUGCAUCCAAGAGCAGGCCGCGGAGGAGUUCAAUGAAAUGCCAAAGAAUCAUUUUCUGAACCGGGAGCGAUUUAUGUAGAAGAUUUUUUAUAACCUAAAAACUGCAAGCUGCUCAGCAUUUUAAAUAUUACAAUACAUCUAAGAAAAUAAAAAGUUUCAUUAAAAAUACUCGCUGGAAAAUUUUACCAACUGAGUAAAUUCCGAAAUCGUCAAAUGCUGUUCUAAAAAGCUAAGCUUCCAGAAAAGUUACGUUUAUAUUAAAAUAAUUAACCUGAUUUUUUGAGAUGAUUCUCUGUUGUCGUUGAAGUAUUUGUUCAAAAUUGAGUUUCAUAUAAAAUUCUAUUACAGGUUUCUUAUUAACUUUGAGUUUUUCAAAAAUCUUAAAGCCAACAUAAAAUACACACAUCUACCGAUACAAUUGAA
Anastrepha ludens (Mexican fruit fly) is the source of this 1740-nucleotide messenger RNA. RefSeq names its product acyl-CoA Delta-9 desaturase. Bases 320 to 1396 code for a protein of 358 amino acids. Gene Ontology annotation, biological process: unsaturated fatty acid biosynthetic process. NCBI's taxonomy places the organism in Eukaryota, Metazoa, Arthropoda, Insecta, Diptera, Tephritidae. Gene Ontology annotation, cellular component: endoplasmic reticulum membrane. The transcript has 5 exons. The record is from RefSeq and is a predicted model, not a curated record. Gene Ontology annotation, molecular function: stearoyl-CoA 9-desaturase activity; iron ion binding.